Molecule: messenger RNA, 2339 nt
Organism: Esox lucius (northern pike)
Lineage: Eukaryota; Metazoa; Chordata; Actinopteri; Esociformes; Esocidae
Gene: bace1
Product: beta-secretase 1
Exons: 9
Coding region: 661-2223 (520 amino acids)
Biological process (GO): amyloid-beta metabolic process; membrane protein ectodomain proteolysis
Cellular component (GO): trans-Golgi network; membrane; endosome
Molecular function (GO): aspartic-type endopeptidase activity
Source: RefSeq, a predicted model, not a curated record
UGCUCGCUGGGUUUACUAGAGGAUGCGGGAUUGAUGGAGAAGGCGGGUGAAACAGGGAAGGUAGCAGGGUGAAUCUGGGUAGGUAGCGGAAAGAAUGCACGGGGAGGAGAGAUGCGGAUUAUGGUGGCCUUUUUGACUGGUUUUUGGCCGUUUGCUAGAACGAUGAUCGACUGUCUAACGGGACUCGGGAUGAUUUGUGUUGGGACCACAUAAUUUUGACGCAUGAACAACCUGUUCUGUAGCCUAGUUUAUAAUAGGCCUAUUUGCGCAUUUGUUGAUUUCAUUAAACUGAGUUCGAUUUUAUUAAUUUUUGCCUACAGACUAUUGGCAAAUGGAUAUUUCUAUCGUUUUUCUAAGACUCAUGAUAUUGUUAUUUUCCUAUAAGGCUAGGUCAAUAUUUAUGGUCACGAAAGCGAAGCGCUAGAUAUGACACCAGCUACAAACACGGACAGAUCUUUAAAUCAAGGGGAUAUCGAUGUCUUCUUUCAAAAACGAUUUUAACACUAGUCCUAUUGCAUUAUGGCUGCAAUUCUAAAUUUGCGCAGCAUCGGCGUUUGAUUUAGGUGCUAUGAAGAACAAUUAUGCUGCAUUUACAAUAAUAUCAAACUGAAAGCAAAGGGAUAAGCGUUUAAAAUAUAGAGUAUUAAAUAAUAUUUCAAAAUGGAGGCACUCUGUCCGCAGUGGAUUGUAUUUUUAUGGACACUUGUCGGCCUGUUAGUAGGUGUUAGCUUUGGCACAAACGACGGGAAAGUUGAACCGAACAGCUCCGGCUCGCUGGCUAUCCGCUUCCCAUUGCGGCAGGGCCCUCUCUCGGAACCCCAACCCCCGCCCGUGGGUCGGCUGCGCUCCUCAAGGGCGGCGCGGAGGCGCAGGGCAGUAGGUGGCAUAAAUUUCGUGGACAUGAUUGACAACCUCCGUGGGAAAUCUGGACAGGGAUACUACGUGGAGAUGGCAGUUGGUUCACCACCACAGAAGCUGAAUAUCCUGGUGGACACUGGCAGCAGUAACUUUGCCGUUGGGGCUGCUGCUCACCCUUUCCUCCGCAGAUACUACCACCGCUCACUGUCCAACUCUUACCGGGACCUCGGGCGGAGUGUCUAUGUUCCUUACACCCAGGGCCGCUGGGAGGGCGAGCUGGGCACUGACCUGGUGUCUGUGCCACAUGGCCCCAACGCCUCGCUCCGCGCCAACAUCGCUGCCAUCACCCAGUCAGACCGCUUCUUCAUCAACGGAUCAAACUGGGAGGGCAUCCUGGGCCUCGCCUACGCUGACAUCGCACGACCUGACGAGAUGCUGGAGCCCUUCUUCGAUUCCCUGGUGCGACAAACCUCGGUGCCCAACCUGUUCUCUCUGCAGCUGUGUGGAGCGGGCUUUACCCAGAACUACAGCCUGGGCAGUGCCACUGUGGGCGGCAGUAUGAUCAUUGGAGGGGUAGAUCCUUCUCUCUAUGUCGGGGACUUGUGGUACACACCCAUUCGCCGGGAGUGGUAUUAUGAGGUCAUCAUUGUGCGCAUCGAGGUCAACGGUCAGGAUCUCAACAUGGACUGUAAAGAGUACAACUACGAUAAGAGCAUCGUGGACAGCGGGACCACCAACCUCCGGCUCCCGCGCAAGGUGUUCCAGGCAGCCGUGAAGGCCAUCGAGGCGGCCUCCUCUACAGAGCAGUUUCCCUCUGGGUUCUGGUUGGGUGAGCAGUUGGUGUGUUGGCAGGCUGGUACCACCCCCUGGCACAUCUUUCCUGUCAUCUCCCUCUAUUUGAUGAGUGAAAACCGGAACCAGUCCUUCCGCAUCUCAAUCCUUCCACAGCAAUACCUGCGCCCAGUGGAGGAUGUGGCGUCGGCCCAGGAGGACUGCUAUAAGUUUGCCGUGUCCCAGUCCAGCACCGGCACAGUCAUGGGCGCCGUCAUCAUGGAGGGCUUCUAUGUUGUGUUCGAUCGCCAGAAGAAGCGCAUCGGAUUCGCCGUCAGCACCUGCCACGUGCACGACGAGUUCCGCACCGCGUCCGCCGAGGGGCCCUACCACGGCGCGGACCUGGAGGACUGCGGCUACAACAUCCCGCAGACCGACGAGUCCACCCUCAUGACCAUCGCCUACGUCAUGGCGGGCAUCUGUGCCCUCUUCAUGCUGCCGCUCUGUCUCAUGGUGUGCCAGUGGCGCGUUGCCCACUGCCUCCGUCCGCGAGGCGCCGGCGACUUCGCCGACGACAUCUCCCUCCUCAAAUGAUAGCGGCGCAGAGCCCGCGGCGGAGGGCCGGCCCACCAGCAGAAAUGAAGACGGGGCGGGUGCUUAGUAAUGUGGCAUCACGCCGGGCGUCGGCCUCAUUGAAUCGGUCUCCAACA